Messenger RNA from Orycteropus afer afer, 1272 nucleotides. RefSeq names its product tubulin epsilon and delta complex 2 (gene TEDC2). The transcript is spliced from 10 exons. The record is from RefSeq and is a predicted model, not a curated record. Lineage: Eukaryota; Metazoa; Chordata; Mammalia; Tubulidentata; Orycteropodidae. The coding region runs from base 1 to 1272 and encodes 423 amino acids.
AUGCUGCCAGCCGACUGCUCGCGCCGACUGGUGGCCGAGUUGCAGGGCGCGCUGGACGCCUGCGCCGAGCGACAGCGGCAGCUGGACCGGAGCCUGCGCGUCUGCCGGCGGCUGCUGAGACCUUGGGAACCAGCUGGGUCCCCAGCAGCAGAGCCAACCCCGGGGCCGGAAUCAAAGGAAGAGACCCCGCCCCCUGCGUGCACGCCCAGCCCCCAGGAGCUCAAGGAGCUGGAGCUCCUGACCCAGGCUCUGGAGAAGGCGGUGCGGGUGCGGAAAGGCACCCCUGGGGCUGGACGGGGAGACAAGGCCCCCGGCCGGAAACCCAGGCCCGCGGCCACCGCUGCUGCCCCCGCCACCUCGGCCCCACCCCGGGCCCCAGGUCGGGCUGGCAGCCGUGCAUCAGAGACCAGACCCCCCAGGGGCCUACCCCAGCCCAAGGGCCCCCCAGAGUGCAGGCUGCUGUCCGCCGGGGGCAGGACCCCUCUGCAGAGAGGAGCCCGAGUCACCAGGCCCAGCCUUGGGGGCCAACAGGCGACCCCCUCAGCAGCUCCUGGGACCCCCGAAACCUUCACGCUCCGGGACAAGGGGACCCUGCUGCGGCUGCCCCUGGCCUUCCGGAAGGUGGCUUCUCAGAACUCCCGCCUGUGGGCCCAGAUCAACUCCACACAGACCAGUGACCCUGCCAGCACCGCGGCCAGAGCCCGAUUCCUGCAGAAGAUGCAGGCAGCAUCAGGCCAGCCCAGGGGGCGGCUCGGCACGGCCGCGGGGCGGACGGAGCUGGGGCGCCUGCGGCAGGCCUGCUCACUGCUGCGGCUGCGCAUGAGGAACGAGCUGGAGGCAGCACCCGCUGACCCGGUGCAGGCGUACCGCAGUCUGCUCACUCUGGAGGGGCUGCAGGCCAUGGUGGGGCGCUGUCUGCACCGCCUGCAGGAGCUGCGCGAAGUGGCAGCAGAACAGCAGCUGCAGCUGUGGCCCUUGGGGCUGCCCCCGAGAACCUCGGCCCCCUGCAGAGGAGCCCCAGAUGCCGGCCGCAGCCCCCCGCUGCUACUCUACCCCAGCUCCCGGGAGCUGCAGACCCUGGUAGCCCUCAGGCUGCGAGUGGCCAUGCUGGACGAGCAGCUGCACCUGGAGAAGGUCCUGAUGACCGAGCUCCUCCCCGUGGUGAAUGCCCAGGGGCCCACCUGUCUGCCCCUGUGCCGCGCCGUGUACAGCCUGCUGUGUGAGGGCGGUGAGCACUUCCCCAUCGUCCUGCAGGAUGAGCCUGCAGACUGA